Messenger RNA from Knipowitschia caucasica, 228 nucleotides. NCBI's taxonomy places the organism in Eukaryota, Metazoa, Chordata, Actinopteri, Gobiiformes, Gobiidae. The record is from the annotation of a GenBank genome assembly.
AUGGCUGCACCCAAAAAGAGACGAACCAUUGAGGUCAAUCGCACAAGGAGGAGAGCUGACAGCAAACUCUUGAAACUCAAGACCAAUAUUGAGCCAUGUCCAGAAUGUGGCCAUCUGAAACAGAAACAUAUACUUUUCCGGUUGACCGAGGACCAUAUCAACACAAGACAGGUUGUUGAUGUAAAUGAAGAUCUGGACGCUAGCAAGAGGCAACUGACUACUCAGUAG